Molecule: messenger RNA, 921 nt
Organism: Danaus chrysippus (African queen)
Lineage: Eukaryota; Metazoa; Arthropoda; Insecta; Lepidoptera; Nymphalidae
Source: the annotation of a GenBank genome assembly
AUGAAUAAUUUGAACGUUAUAUGUAGAAAGUUUUCCCAUUCGGCAUCUUUAAAUGCUAUAAAAAAGGUAACAGUUGUCGGCGGCGGACUUAUGGGUUCUGGAAUCGCACAGGUUGCAGCUCAAGCCGGACAAAAUGUUACAAUAGUCGACUUGAAUUCGGAUAUCCUUGAAAAAGCCCAGAAAUCCAUACAAAACAAUCUAGGGCGAGUGGCGAGAAAGCUGUAUAAAGAUGAUCCUUCUAAAAUGGAGGAAUUUGUUAAAGAAGCUAAUAAUAGAAUUAAGGUUUCAACCAAAAUAGAAGAUGGUGUAGAUGCUGAUCUGAUUGUAGAAGCCAUUGUCGAGUUACUGGAACCGAAACAGAAACUAUUCAAUAGAUUGGAUGAGCUGGCUCCACAACAUACAAUUCUAGCGAGCAACACAUCAUCUAUAUCAAUCAAUGAGAUCGGCAGCGGUAUUAAGAGAAAAGACAGGUUCGGUGGGCUUCACUUCUUCAAUCCAGUGCCUGUAAUGCGUCUUCUAGAGGUUAUCAAGAGUGAUGAAAUGUCCCAAGAGACUUACAACACAAUGAUGGAGUGGGGCAAGUCAGUCGGCAAGACAUGCAUCACCUGCAAAGAUACUCCUGGAUUUGUUGUCAAUAGACUUCUAGGGCCUUAUAGUGCUGAGGCUUUCAGAAUGUUUGAGAGAGGUGAUGCUAGUAAAGAAGACAUCGAUAUUGGUAUGAAGCUUGGUGCAGGGUACCCGAUGGGUCCACUAGAGUUAGCUGACUACACUGGACUUGAUACUAACAAGUUCGUCCUUGAAGUUUUGUACCAGAAGACAAAGAACCCCGUGUUCAAACCUAUACCAUUACUGAAUAAAAUGGUGGAAGAAGGCAAACUUGGCAUCAAGACGGGGGAGGGGAUCUAUAAAUAUAAGAAAUGA